UGUCCAAUCACAGCUGAUCACAUCUAAUAAGGAAAUGCUGGUUAUCGGCAUUCCUUUCCUCACGAGCUGUCACGCUGACAGCUUGUGAGAAGAGGAUAGCUGGGGACAUCUACACUGUUCAUCAGGGCACUGAUGAUCAGUGUAGCCCCAUCAGUGCCACCUGUCAGUGUACACCAAUGCCACCUGUCAGUCCCCAUGAAUGCCACCUGCCAGUGCCCAUCAGUGCCACAUCAAUGCUACAUAUCAGUGCCUACUAGUGCACAUCAAUGCCACAUAUCAGUGCCCAUUUGAGCUGCCUUUCAGUGCCACCUAUCAGUGCCAGUCAGUGCCGCCUAUCAGUGCUGCCAAUCAGUGCCAAUCAGUGCCAGUCAGUGCCACCUAUCAGUGCCAGUCAGUG
Molecule: messenger RNA, 397 nt
Organism: Staurois parvus
Lineage: Eukaryota; Metazoa; Chordata; Amphibia; Anura; Ranidae
Source: the annotation of a GenBank genome assembly